AUGCUUCUCAGAAAGUUCAUCGCCAUACUUUCUUUCUUCGCGCCGCGUGUGGUGUCUACGAAGAAGCCUGAAUACCAACACUUGCCGCCGCUCAGAGAGCAGGCCAAGAUACAAGAUAGCUGGCGGCAGGAAAGAUUGGAUAGUGUGCCUGCGUUGUUGGAGAAGCAUGGCGUAGAUGCUUGGCUUCUUUCUCAGAAAGAGUACGCCGAAGACACCGCAUUCUGGUCCAUGAAACAAGCCGUCCAGUUCUCCGCACGCCGUCGAACCACAUACAUCUUCUUCGCCGAGCACCUGGUCGAAUCCAAGAACUGCACUUUCCAAUCCUGGAUCGACAUUACUCCGGCCGUCUGGACAGAGCUGGAGCACGUCCUUGAAGCAUGCAACCCAAAAUCGAUUGUCGUUGAUACUGAUCCGCAGAUUGCAUUCGCUUCAGGAUUGCAUGCUGGUGAGAGAGAUUUGAUUGUUGGGCAAUUGGGGCCUUAUUGGGCGGAUAAGUUGGUCAACAAGCCGAUUGUGCCGGUGGAGUAUAUUGGGACGAUGCCAAAGUCGAGGUUGGGGUGGUAUAGGAAGAUUAUGGAGACGGCGUGGGCGAUCAUUGAUGAGGGGUUUAGUGAGAAGGUCAUUACGCCGGGGAAGACGACGACGGAGGAUGUCGAGUGGUGGAUGCGUGACAAGAUCCAGGCGUUGAACUAUACCACUUGGUUUCAACCUGCUGUCUCGAUUCUCGGACCGCAGACUGUCAUUGGGCCACCCAAUACUCCUGGAGCGAGGCCAAUUGCCUAUGGUGACCUGCUUCACGUCGAUUUCGGCGUUACUGCUAUGGGCCUGAACACGGAUACGCAGCAUCUGGCCUAUGUCCUCCCGCCGGGCGACAAAGAGAAGGACAUCCCUCAAGGCAUUAUCGAUGGCUUAAAGGCCGGCAAUCGCCUGCAAGACCUGACCAGAGCAAACAUGAAGAUCGGCCUGUCCGGUAACGAGAUCCUCAAGAAUAUUCUGGACAAUGUCCAUGCCGAAGGUCUCGAAGGCCAGAUCUACUCUCACCCGAUCGGAGACUGGGGCCACGCUGCAGGCACGCUGAUUGGGAUGGCGUUUCUUCAAGACGGAGUUACUGUUCUGGGUGACUUGCCGCUGUUGAAGAACAUGUGGUAUAGUGUGGAACUGUAUGCAGAGCAUUAUGUGCCUGAAAAGAAUGCAACACUGAACUUCUUCUUGGAGGAGGAUGUUUAUUGGCAUGAUGAGAAGGAGAGUUGGGAGUGGGUUUAUGGGAGGCAGGAGAGGUUUCAUUUGAUCAAGCCGAAGGAGAAGAAAGGGCUUUUCAGAAUCCAGGGAUGA
Messenger RNA from Zasmidium cellare ATCC 36951, 1332 nucleotides. RefSeq lists its product as uncharacterized. The coding region runs from base 1 to 1332 and encodes 443 amino acids. The record is from RefSeq and is a predicted model, not a curated record. Lineage: Eukaryota; Fungi; Ascomycota; Dothideomycetes; Mycosphaerellales; Mycosphaerellaceae. The transcript has 4 exons.